CUUGGUCUUGGAGGCCCGCCGGGACGCCGCCUACCCCUGCCCUGCCCUGCCCUGCCCUGCGUACUAGGGUUUGUUUCCUUCGUCGCCCCCACGACCGUGUCCCGGCGACGGCAACGGCAAGGCAAGAUGGCUGGAUAUAUGUCAAGAGGGCCCCCAAACGGUUCGGUUUAUGUGUGCAACCUGCCUCCUGGAACUGAUGAGACUAUGCUGGCUGAAUAUUUUGGCACCAUAGGGUUGCUAAAGAAGGACAAGAGGACUGGGCGUCCAAAAAUUUGGAUAUAUAGGGACAAGGUUACCAAUGAACCAAAGGGUGAUGCAACGGUCACCUAUGAGGAUCCACAUGCUGCUUCAGCUGCGGUGGACUGGUUUAAUAACAAAGAUUUCCAUGGGAGUAUUAUCCAGGUUCACAUAGCUGAGUCAAAAAGUAAAGAUACAUUCGAUAGUUCCACGAAUUUGGCCAUCACUGCUGACCUUGGUGGACAAGAUGAAUUGGAUAACGGUGUUGGCAGAGGUAGAGGACGCGGUGAUGGUCCAGGAAAGGCCUGGCAGCAAGAUGGGGAUUGGAUGUGUCCAAAUACAAGUUGUGGCAAUGUAAACUUUGCCUUCCGUGGUGUUUGUAAUCGCUGUGGAGCUGCUCGCCCUGCUGGUGUUGGUGGAGCUGGUGGUGGUGGUGGCGGUAGGGGUAGAGGCCGUGGUGGCGCUGAUGCAAGAGGAAGCAGCCGUGCUGGUGCUGGUGCUGCUGCUGCUACUGCUGUUGGUGGUCCACCUGGAUUGUUUGGUCCAAAUGAUUGGCCAUGUCCAAUGUGCGGUAACAUAAACUGGGCUAAGCGGACCAAAUGUAAUAUAUGUAACACUUCCAAGCCUGGUACUAAUGAAGGCGGUGUAAGGGGUGGCCGUGGUGGUGGGUACAAAGAGCUUGAUGAAGAAGAACUAGAGGAAGUUAAAAAGCGUCGGAAAGAGGCUGAGGAGGAUGAUGGAGAGAUAUAUGAUGAGUUUGGCAACCUCAAAAAGAAAUUCCGUGCCAAAGCACAGCAUACUGAAAGUGCACAGACUCUUCCUGGGUCUGGAAGUGCUGGAUGGGACGUUGAGCAUCGCGGUUCAAGUGAAAGGGAAGGCAGGGAGAGGAGCAGGGAUCGUGGUAGGGACGAUUAUGAUGGCAAAGAAAUCAGGAGCAGGGAUCAUGCUCGAGAGCGGCGCCGGAGCCGGAGCCGGAGCCGAGAUCGCGACAGGGAAAGGGGGAGGGACAGAGGAAGGGACCAUGACUAUGAGAGGAGUCGAGAGCGCGACCGUGACCGCCGCCACAGGUGAAGAGAGAAACGACAGGGCUUUCUGUUCCUCCCUUACAUUGCUUUUGCCGAUUUUUGUAGCCGUGGACCUGUGGUAUUGUUGUUAUUAGCAUCUUGGCGCGUAUUUUUCCUGGGGACCUGAUGUUGCUUUGAAUGAUUUGCUGCACUGGCGCACGCUAUUCUGAUAACUUACUGUUUGUAAAAUCGAGUGUGACAUUGACCGGGCCGAUGUUGGGCCGCCCCAAGCUCGAAGCAGCUGUGCAUUUCUGUGCAACAAA
Molecule: messenger RNA, 1564 nt
Organism: Panicum hallii
Lineage: Eukaryota; Viridiplantae; Streptophyta; Magnoliopsida; Poales; Poaceae
Product: transcription initiation factor TFIID subunit 15
Exons: 8
Coding region: 127-1308 (393 amino acids)
Molecular function (GO): RNA binding
Source: RefSeq, a predicted model, not a curated record